CCUCCGCAUCGUUCAGCCCCGUCAGUCUAGCCAACAUGAAUGCCGCAGCAUCCAACCUCGUCGUCUCUCUGGUCGCAAUGCAAGUCGCGCGAAAGAUCGACUUCAAUGACCCACAGGUCCUCACGUGGGUCCGCAUUGCGUAUGUCACCGUGCAGGUGGUCAUUCUCGGGGCGUACUACUUCGUGUCCAUGAAGAUCAAGCAGAAGAAUGACCAGACCGUUCUCAAGUACGUUGAGCCUGCAAGUCCAAUGUCGAAAGACGAGGGGCAGCUCGUAACAACGACUGUACGGGACUAUGACCUCGGGGAGACGUCCAAGCUCAUCCGCUCGCAAUUGAUGGGCCUUGCGAUGAUGGGGUUCAUGCACGGCUACCUCAAGUAUACUCAGCCCUUGUUUGUUCAGGCGCUCAUGGGCUUUAAGGGCUUGUACGACGCGAAGCCCGUUGCCAUCCAUAUUCUGGGUAAGCCUGCAGAGGGCGACCUCAAGCGGCCGUUCAAGGCCGGUGGGCUCAUGGGUGCCGCUGCGGGACCCCAGACGGAUAAGGCUGCGAUUGACCAGGCGGAAAAACAUGCUGCAAAGAAGGAGGAGUAGACUAGCAUUAUUUGUCCUUGUCUUGUCUAUCUCAUGGAUUCGGGCCAGCUGUACUACACAGAGACCCCUCAUGGCAUCCUUGGGGAGGUGGUACUCUUGAUGAUAGUAUGGUGGUAAAAUCAGAUGCUAUCGUCGUUUGUAUGCGACCAAUUGACGGUAAGACACUCUGGGAUAAGGCUGGACUGAUACUACUAUGGACUGCAAAGGGCCAUGCCUUCAUACAAC
Postia placenta MAD-698-R-SB12 is the source of this 815-nucleotide messenger RNA. RefSeq lists its product as hypothetical. Gene Ontology annotation, cellular component: mitochondrion; endoplasmic reticulum. Gene Ontology annotation, biological process: protein targeting to ER. The record is from RefSeq and is a predicted model, not a curated record. NCBI's taxonomy places the organism in Eukaryota, Fungi, Basidiomycota, Agaricomycetes, Polyporales, Adustoporiaceae. The coding region runs from base 36 to 590 and encodes 184 amino acids. The transcript has 8 exons.